Molecule: messenger RNA, 731 nt
Organism: Prorocentrum cordatum
Lineage: Eukaryota; Dinophyceae; Prorocentrales; Prorocentraceae
Source: the annotation of a GenBank genome assembly
AUGCCCGCGGGCGCGGCGCGGGCGGCCAGCGCCCGCGGCAGCCGCGCCAAGAGGCGGCGAGGCGACGGGGCCGCCGGCGCCGAGGCCACGCAGGAGCCGCCGGAGCCUGCUCGGGCAAGCCGGAAGCAGGCUCCAUCACCGGAGGUCGCGGCGCUUGCCGAUGGUGCAGAAGGGGCGGCGGCGGCCGGCGAGGGUCGCGCGGGGCUGCUGCGCGAGCUCGUGCGCGGCUUCGCGGGCGCCGAGGGCCGCGACUACGCGGAGGUGCUCGGGGUCAUCGCAGGCGCCGCCGCGGCUUGCCAGGAGGCCGCGCCUGCGGGCGGCCCCCCCGGCGAGAGCCGGGACCCCGUGCGCGCGCUGGAGGAGGCCCUGCGCAAGAGCCCGCGCUGCCGCCGCGCCCGCGUGCGGGUGCGCCGCAUCCGCAGCGCGGAGGAGCUGGGCGCCCUGUGACCCCGCGGCGCGCGCCGCGGCAGGGUUUCUCGCCGGCCUCGCGGACUAGAGGGGAGCUGGCCCCGCUGCGGCAGCACCGCAGGCGCGCGCUCCCGGCGGCCUCUGCGCGCCGCCGGCACCGGAGGUCGCUCAAGACUGAGCGGCCCGCGCGGUGGCAGAAGAGAAGCUCGCCAUGCGGCGCACCGCCCUGGGGGCCAGGGGCCCCGCGCGACAGCAGUCGGACCCCCGCUUCCUGCACCCAUCUGGGCCGUGCGGCUCCGAUUCCGUUUGACCGCGCGCCGAAG